Peromyscus californicus insignis is the source of this 3183-nucleotide messenger RNA. Its product is annotated as PRAME family member 8-like. The coding region runs from base 195 to 1637 and encodes 480 amino acids. Gene Ontology annotation, cellular component: cytoplasm. Lineage: Eukaryota; Metazoa; Chordata; Mammalia; Rodentia; Cricetidae. The record is from RefSeq and is a predicted model, not a curated record. The transcript is spliced from 4 exons. Gene Ontology annotation, biological process: negative regulation of cell differentiation; positive regulation of cell population proliferation; negative regulation of DNA-templated transcription.
GACCGGAAGUGCGAGGCGGAAAACGGAUAAAAAUGCUUCAGAACGGAAGUGUGAAGUGAAGAUGGAUGAGAAAUUUUCAGAGGAGUCAGGGAAGCCUUGAAGCGCGAGCCUGGAGUGACUGCCUGGUUCUUCUGGGAUUCUGAGUCCUGUAAUUAGUGCUUGUUUCUGGUUUUUUCAGACUAAAGAGCUGAAGGAUGAGUGGUCAGGCCCCACCCCCGCUCCUGCAGCUGACAGUGCAGAGGCUGCUGAGGGAGGAGGCCCUGGCCAUCUCUGCUCUGCAGGACCUGCCUACGGUGCUGUUCCCACCACUGUUCAAGGAAGCCUUCAACCACAGACAGACUAACAUCCUGAGGGCUAUGGUAGCAACGUGGCCCUUCCCCUUCCUUCCUGUGGGGACCCUGAUGAAGACUCCCCACCUGGAGACCUUGCAGGCUGUGCUGGAUGGAGUAGACAUGCUGUGGACACAGAAGGUUCUCCCCAGGAGGCGGAAGCUUCAAGUGCUUGACCUGAGGAAUGUGCACCACGACUUCUGGGAUGUUUGGGCUGGAACAGAGGGUGAAGACUGCUCAGCAGAGGCUGUGUGUGAAAAGCAAACCACAAAGCGCCAUCCUAGAUACGCACUGAGGCAGCGUUUGAAGGUGGUCACGGACCUUUGCCUCAGGUUCCAUCUGAAUGAACACCAAACAUACUUGUUACAGUGGGCCCAGCAGAGAAGAGGUUUCAUAAGGCUGUGCUGUGUGAAGAUGCGGAUUUGGGCAUUGCCCGUCUACACCGUCAGGAAAGUCUUGAUGGUUUUCCAGCCUGACAGCAUCCAAGAGUUGGAACUGAAUACAGGUUGGAGUCUGUCCACUCUGGUGCAUUUUGUAUCUUACCUGGACCAGAUGAGGAAUCUUCAAAAACUCCUUUUAACCCGGAUCCACAAGAAUACCUUCAAGGUUCUAAAUACCCCCACAGACAUACAAAAGUGUAUCACCAAGUUCGUGUCUCAGUUUUCCAAACUCAACUGUCUCCAACAUCUCUCCAUGAAUGGCGUCUACUUUUCCAGUGAGCACAUGAAACAGUUGUUCAGGUACCUGAAGACCCCUUUGGACACCCUGUCCAUUACUAUGUGCAAGCUCUCACAGUUAGAUUUGAAUUCCUUGUCCCAGAGCCAGAGUCUCCAUCAGCUCAAACACCUGAAUCUGAGACUUGUGAAGUUAAUUGAUUUAUAUCCUGUGCCUUUCCAUGAUCUCCUAAAGAGUGUUGCAGACACUCUGCAGACCCUAGAGUUGGAGGGCUGCUGGUUGGUGGACUCUCAGCUCAUCACCCUCCUGCCUGCCCUGAGCCAGUGCUCUCAACUCACCAGGGUCAAUUUUUGUGACAAUGACAUCUCCAUGGCUGUCCUGAAGGACCUUCUGUAUCACACAGGCAACCUACGCCAGUUGACCCAGGAGCUGUACCCCGCCCCUCUGGAGUGCUAUGAUGACAGGGGUGAUGUCCGUGUGGGAAGAUUUGUCCAACUUUGUCCUGAGCUCAUGGAUGCACUCGCUACUGUAAGGCAGCCCAGGAGAGUCUCCUUUGCUACAUAUGUCUGCCAUGAAUGUUGUCAGCGCUGUGUCUAUGACCGGGAGACCAAACUUUGUCGUUGUUGGCAGUAAAUGGGGGAUGGUUGCUUCUUGAUACUGAGAAAUGAAAGCCUAACACAAUAGGUCUUUCAUCAAGGGGAGCCAGAGCUUAUAGCCACACUCUCACUGCUUAGUGUUUGGGCAACAGUGGUAUGCAGUAGGGUCAGACCACAGGGACUGAGGUUGACAUGGAGAACAGUGGGGCUUGAGGACAAGUGUUUAUGGAGUCAAAAAGAUAAUUCUGCAUUUCUUUUUUCUUUAAGAUUUAUUUCGUGUAUGAGUGGUUUAUCUUCAUAUGUGUGUGCUUGGUGCUUGUGGAGGACAGAUGAAGGAUUGGAUCCCCUGGAACUGGAGUAACUGAACCACCAUGUGGGGGCUGGGGAUCUAACAUGGGUCCUCUGCAAGAACAAGUGCUCUGAGCUGCUGAGCGAGCCAUUGCUCCAGCCCCAAUUCUGCAUUUUCUAAACGAGUUCUGGCAGGACAUGGUACACACAUGGUAGUUGUGAGGUAAGGGUCAGAUUUUGAAACCUGGAUAUUCUCCUGGUGUCCUUCCCUGCCAUUAACCUGGUUUCAGUGUCACUGUUUCCCUUGGACUGUUGAGCUGGAAAGACCCUGUGUUGGCAGCAGAUGUACAAAGAUACAGAAGACGACACUUUGGCAGAGACUUGCAGCCAGCUUCGUGGAUGAACAGCUCCUUUACCUUUGGUCUUUUUACUGUGAGCCAGCCAUGGUCAGACUGCCUAGACCACACACAGCCUGUGUGCCAGCCAUGGUCAGACUGACUGCCUAGACCACAGCCUGUGAGCCAGCCGACUGAACUUCAUUUAGUUCUGAUCUGUAGGGUUCUAGCGUUCUGUUCCUUUAGCCUGUAGAAAAUCCUGACUAACAUCAAAGUAAACUGAAGGCAAUUAGACACUGUUUUCUUUUCCUUCCCUCUGCCUGGGUGUCUGUUGUGUCCCACUGUGUGUCCGCUCAGCGCUUUGUGUGUACAAAAUUUUCAACCUAAAGUGAGCAGUGCAGUCUCCUGUGAGGGCUUUGGGGAAUGGUCGAAGCAUUCUAGCUGGUGUAUUUAGACUAGGAGGUACUGUGGACAUAGCCAAGACUGCUGAAGCAAAAUCAAAGAUAGAAGCCACCUUGCUUGCUCCCUCCCUGUUUAUCUCUUUCAUAGUCACCUAUUGCCCAGGCUGGCUUCGAAAUUCCCCUGCCUCAACCUCCUAAAUGCUAAGAUUACUGAAGUAUGCCACUGUGGCCAGCUUUUAAAUCACAUGUCUGUGGGGCCCUAUUCUUCAGGACUUCCAGCCCUCUGGGUGUCCCUGAACAUAAAGGUCUCCAGCUGAUGGACAGAUGUCCCUGUCCUGUCUUAAAGGAUUGACAGACCUUAACUGCAUUAUAAGUGUUCAGGAGUAAACUUUUAUUUUGUUAAUGAGUACUGUAAAUGUCCAGGAAUAAACUUUUAUUUUGUUAAUGAGUACUUUAAAUGUCCAGGAGUAAACUUUUAUUUUGUUAAUGAGUACGUAAGCCUACCCAUUGCACUCCCCUGUGUUUGUAUGUCGUGGUAGCAAUAAAGAAUUUUGUUUCA